AUGACGUCAAAACUCAUAAUCCCUAAAAGGGAUGAUUCCUGCUCUGAGAGCUCAUGCAGUGAUGCCGUUCGUACACCAGGACGUAAACGCAAACUUGAUCAUCUAACUUUUGAUGAGAAAGUUCAACGAAAAAAGCUUAAAAAUCGAGUUGCUGCUCAAACAUCCAGAGACAGGAAGAAGAAACAGAUGGAAGAAAUGCAGGAAACUAUUGAACAACAAAGCAAAAGAAUAACCAACUUGGAAAGAAAAUGUGACCAACUAUCAAAUGAGCGUGAUCGAAUUCAAGCGAAAUUUGAAAAAAUUGAACGAGAAUAUCAAAAAUUGAAAGCAAAUACAAACAUCAAGCCAGAAAUAAGACACAGCAUUCCAGAAGAACACAAAUAUACGCGUUCAGCUUUGGAAGAUAACAGCAUUGAUAGCUGUGUUGGCUCUUUUACCAUGAAAUCUGAAGGAUCUGCUGAAUCCAAACCUCUGCUGAAGGAGCUCUUCGAAGACAUCGAGUUCGACCAAUUCGACCUUGAACAGCUUGCAGAAAGCUUGCUCGAAGAUGUCUCUACAAACUUGGAACGAAAUGUUUCAGCAAGCAGCCCUUCAAAUGCCGAAAGCAAAGGCCUCCAACAGCCAUUGUCUCAAUCAUUGGUGGGGACCGAAGACACAAGAAUGGAAUCCGCCAAAGAUAAAAGCUCAAUAGAUCACAAAGUACCAGAUGUGACGACAUUAAAUCUUGAUGAAGCAUGCAAUGAAAACCGAAUAAUUUAUGCUGAUGAAAUACCAGUGGAAGAAGAAUGUUUUGAAAUUCAAGACUCACCGGAAAUCACGAUUAAAGAUGAAACACUUGACGAUUUAAUUUCACCAACACCUGCACUUGAUUACGUACAACUUAAAAGUCCAAUCAACACAAUAUCAGAUUGUGGCUAUGAGUCACAUGGAUCACCAAACUCUCUUCAAGAUUUCUCAUUUAAUGAUCAGCAAAAUGAUAUAAAUUAUCUCCUUAAUGACCUCUUUCCUGCAUUAGCAUAA
Molecule: messenger RNA, 1020 nt
Organism: Clunio marinus
Lineage: Eukaryota; Metazoa; Arthropoda; Insecta; Diptera; Chironomidae
Source: the annotation of a GenBank genome assembly